Molecule: messenger RNA, 5918 nt
Organism: Rattus rattus (black rat)
Lineage: Eukaryota; Metazoa; Chordata; Mammalia; Rodentia; Muridae
Gene: Grk5
Product: G protein-coupled receptor kinase 5
Exons: 16
Coding region: 195-1967 (590 amino acids)
Biological process (GO): protein phosphorylation; regulation of signal transduction; signal transduction
Cellular component (GO): cytoplasm
Molecular function (GO): ATP binding; G protein-coupled receptor kinase activity
Source: RefSeq, a predicted model, not a curated record
AAGAAGCGGCGGCGGCGGCUCUUCGGUGCAGAGGGGGAAACUCCGCGGGCUCGUAGAAAGAAUAAUGCGGUAGCGAGGCAGGCUGCUUGCUCUGGGGUUUGGCAGCAGCGGCGGCAGCUCGAGCAGCGGCAGCGGCAUCACCCCAGACGCUGACAGCCCCGCCGGCCGGCUCCCUCACUGACUGCCGACUGUCAAUGGAGCUGGAAAACAUCGUGGCCAACACGGUCUUGCUGAAAGCCCGGGAAGGGGGUGGAGGAAAGCGCAAAGGGAAAAGCAAGAAGUGGAAGGAAAUCCUGAAGUUUCCUCACAUCAGCCAGUGUGAAGACCUCCGGAGGACCAUAGACAGAGAUUACUACAGUCUAUGUGACAAACAACCAAUUGGGAGACUGCUUUUUCGACAGUUCUGUGAAACCAGGCCUGGACUGGAGUGCUACAUUCAGUUCCUGGACUUAGUGGCAGAAUAUGAAAUUACUCCAGAUGAAAACCUUGGGGCAAAGGGGAAGGAAAUAAUGACCAAAUACUUCUCUCCAAAGUCCCCAGUCUUCAUUGCCCAAGUUGGACAGGACCUGGUCUCCCAGACAGAGAAGAAGCUCCUGCAGAGCCCCUGCAAAGAACUCUUCUCUGCUUGUGCUCAGUCUGUCCAUGACUACUUGAAGGGAGACCCCUUCCACGAGUACCUGGACAGCAUGUAUUUUGACCGUUUUCUGCAGUGGAAAUGGUUAGAAAGACAACCAGUGACCAAAAACACUUUCCGGCAGUACCGAGUGCUGGGCAAAGGGGGCUUUGGAGAGGUUUGUGCCUGCCAGGUUCGGGCCACUGGUAAAAUGUAUGCUUGCAAACGCUUAGAGAAGAAGAGGAUCAAAAAGAGAAAAGGAGAGUCCAUGGCACUCAAUGAAAAGCAGAUUCUUGAGAAAGUCAACAGCCAGUUUGUGGUCAACCUGGCCUAUGCCUACGAGACCAAAGAUGCGCUGUGCUUGGUUCUGACCAUUAUGAAUGGGGGUGACCUGAAGUUUCACAUCUACAACAUGGGAAAUCCUGGCUUUGAGGAAGAGCGAGCCUUGUUUUAUGCAGCUGAGAUCCUCUGUGGCCUGGAAGACUUACACCGUGAGAACACUGUCUAUAGAGAUCUAAAACCAGAAAACAUCUUGCUGGAUGAUUAUGGCCACAUCAGGAUCUCAGACCUAGGACUGGCUGUGAAGAUCCCUGAGGGAGACCUUAUCCGUGGCCGGGUAGGCACUGUUGGCUACAUGGCCCCAGAAGUUCUGAACAACCAGCGAUAUGGCCUGAGCCCCGACUACUGGGGCCUGGGCUGCCUCAUCUAUGAGAUGAUCGAGGGCCAGUCACCAUUCCGAGGCCGAAAGGAGAAGGUGAAGCGGGAAGAGGUGGAUCGCCGGGUGCUGGAGACUGAGGAGGUGUAUUCCCCCAAGUUCUCUGAAGAGGCCAAGUCCAUCUGCAACAUGCUGCUCACCAAAGACUCGAAGCAGAGGCUGGGCUGCCAGGAGGAGGGGGCUGCCGAGGUCAAGAGGCACCCCUUCUUCAGGAACAUGAACUUUAAGCGCCUGGAGGCUGGGAUGUUGGACCCUCCCUUCGUUCCAGAUCCCCGGGCUGUAUACUGCAAGGAUGUGCUGGACAUCGAGCAGUUCUCCACUGUGAAAGGUGUCAACUUGGACCAUACGGACGAUGACUUCUACUCAAAGUUCUCCACAGGCUCUGUGCCAAUCCCAUGGCAAAACGAGAUGAUAGAAACAGAAUGUUUCAAGGAGCUGAAUGUGUUCGGACCCAACGGUACCCUCUCACCAGACCUGAACAGAAGUCAGCCUCCAGAACCACCAAAGAAAGGGCUGUUCCACAGACUCUUCAGGCGUCAGCAUCAAAACAAUUCCAAGAGUUCACCUACUCCUAAGACCAGUUGUAACCACCGCAUAAAUUCAAACCACAUCAAUUCAAACUCCACUGGAAGCAGCUAGUUUCAGCUCUGGCCUUGAAGUCAAAAGUGGAACCAGCUCAGAGCCUUCUACUUGGAAGCAGAACUUGUAACCAGGGGAGCUCCCACUGUGGCUCAGUGGCCAGGAAAGCUCCACUGGGAACCAGGAUAGGAUACUGUUCCCCCAAUAACAAACCUCCAAGUUUCUCAAAGAAAUUUCCACUCAGGUCUGUUUUCCAAGGUGGCCCCAAGCUGGGGUGGACUAGAAUUUUCCUUGUUGAACAUUGCAAUAGAAACCCAAUGGGAUAUGACAGCUUGCACGGAUUUUAAUAGCAUCCCAACUAGAACUGAAUUUUGUCUUUAUUAUUUUUAAAGGAAAGUUUUGUAAAUUUCUCUAUUGUCUCUGUUUACAUUUUGUAUAUUUGUAUUUAAAUGAAAGUCAGACUUCGAGGGUGUAUAUUUUCUGUGCAGCCACUGUUAAGCCAUGUGUUUUAAGACAUUUUAGAUUGGGGGGGGGUACAAAAAUGUGACUCUAGAUUUCCAGAGCCUCAAAAGAGAAAAUGUUUUUAUUAAAUAUAGAAAAUAUUUCACCUUUUACCUUUAAAGACCUGAUUACAUCUACCUACAUCCACCUCUCUAGCUGUUUUCCCUUCCUUGUAGCUAAUCACUCUCCUGUUGACUUGUAACAAGCUAAAUGAAAUGCCAGAAUGCACUUGGGCCAUCUCCCAACCCAAACACUCUUUAUGAGCUAUGACAUCAUUGGUAAGAUGGGCAAGCUUUUGACAUUGCAGCUUCAUUGGCCUCGUUCUAUAGGGCAUCCAGCAUGGAGGGUAAGGAAUCCUAAAUCAUUGGAAUAGAGAUCUUGGCUGCUAAAAACAGUGGUUUUCUGUUGUGUUUGGGGACUUCUGUUAUAUAUUCUUUGUAGGAGUUUGUACUGAUGAAAAUGACUAGUCAUGGAAACCCAAGUGUUCUCAAUUGUGGGACUAUGGAAAAGUAUGAAUUAGGAUCCAUCCUGAGUGACUACCUCCAAGUUUGUUUAGUCCUUGGCUGGUCAGCAAACUGGUCACCAGACCAUGAACCUUCAUGCAACCCCACAUAUUUGUUGGCUUCUGUGAAGGAAGUCAUCUCACCAGGAGUAGGAUGCCUGAGAGCAAACCCAGGCACCAGUUGAAUAUAAGACAAUCUCAUUAUCACUUCCCCAGGAGAUGUGGACCAGAGGCUGGUUCUAAUUGGGCACCUCAAAGUCACAGGCAAAAGUCACUCCUGUAAGACUUGCUGAGCUUACCUUUCUAUCCCUGGGGAGCUGUCACCUAGCCCCUGAAGUCCUUGGAGGUGACAAGGUACACAUUUGAUCUCACCUUCCCACCAGGACAGGGUAAGCAGCUAGACUCAUUGCUCCCUGGGAAGCUGAAACUCUGAGUAUGCCUGUCUCAAAACUGGUCUCAGCCACCAAUUACUGGGUUGUUUUUUUUUUAACAGGGUGAGAGAGGUGCUACCUGAAUCAGCCCCUGUUACAAUGCGGACUCCUGGUCUAUACCCCAAGCUUACUAUGUGAUGAUCCUCAUUUUGUAGUUCAGGCUGGUUUCAAACACAAAAUCCUCCUGCUUCAGCCUCUGGAGUUCUAAGAUUACAAGUGCAUACUAUCAUGGAAACUGUAUCUUUACUAAGCAUCUCAGACCUAGGUGCAUAUCCCCUUGCCCCCUUGCCCCAUACUAUAGUGUUGAGAACCAUCCUCCAGGCCUGUGACUGUGGCCAUUCCAAAUGUGUCUUUUUGAGGGACCUACAACUUUGGGGCUUGGGUCUGUCAGGAGGAAAAUCCCGAGCAUGCCAGUCUCAUAUCUUUGAUUCCAAGCUCUCCCAGGGCUCACUGCUAGAGAAGAGCCUUUGGGAAUGAUCACCCUGAAAUCAUUUAACCAUGAGAGAAGAAACAGCCAGGCUCCGUGGUGCAAGAUUAACUUCAAGCCAGGCUUCCAGGCUACUUCUGAACUUUUCUUGGGCUGAACAUGAAGCAAAUGCUAACGACCAUAUCCAGGCUCUACUGGGGCGCAGGACACUCAGUACCUCCAGAUAAUCGAGCCCUUGCUGACACUUCUUCCUUGAGGAAAAGAAGAAUUAUCAUCUUCCUGGGAUGGUCAUCAGCCCUAGCUACACACAACCUCUGCCUCCUCCUUACAGGUUCGUUCCUAUUUCCCCAUCCAUGGCCGUUUAACUCUUGCCUAGUAGGUAACUCUUAGGAAGCAGUUUUUCCUUAGGCCUCCAAGUCAAAGCAAUGUCCAUUUGCAGCAGAGAAUCCCCAGUAAGCUAAAGAGUGAAUGCAAGUCUGGCUGCCAAGAGCCAUCAUGAGGUCCUGAGAGGCCUGUGGGAGGUGAGGAUAGUCAUGUGUCAGUCUCUCACUCAUGGCCUCAUAACAAGAGAACUGGCUCUCCUGCCUGUUUCUAUAGCUGCAUUUUUAGAAGGUAUUUUUUCUUUUGUUUAAUGGAAACAAGCCCUCUGCUCUUUCACCUGUCCAGGAGAAAGUAUGUGUAGAUAAGUGAACAGAUGACACUCUGUUGUGCAUUUGAGCUUUUUGCAAAAGAGCCUUUCUUCGAGUGUGGCAUUUUUUUCACAAAAUUUCCACUGACUUGGACUGAGAAGCUUCUCCGCUUUUGCUGUUUGGGAGAUGGGCCUUUUGCUAUGAUCAUUCUGACUUACAAUGUCCAUUAAAACCUUUAGGAGAGGUCUCAGAAUAUCAUUCCAGAGUAUCAAGAAGGCCUGAUCCCUGUCUUCCAGGAGGAUGGUGUCUGUCCUCUACUUGAGCCUGAACCACACGGUUCUAUGCUCACCCAACUGUCUAGGGGCUGAGUCUGGCUGCAGCUGCAGGGCUGGUCUCUAAAAUGUGUUGUCCUCUUAGAGGGGCAGGCAGCAAGAGGCUUGCCACACAGACACAAGACAGGUAGCUACAGUAACAGCCAUGCCUCACAGUUGCUGACCCAUGAUGUUUCUGAUGAGUCCACAUGCAUGGGGGCAUGUGCACAGCACAUCUUUGCAGUAGAGGAGCAAAUAAGAUCAUAACUGAGGCCAGCCCCUAAGAAAGCUGAGGUCAGAAAGUUUCCGUGGAACUUAGCCCCGCUGUUGAAGUUCAUUCUUUUCUUUUGAACCAUGUACUUUCUUGAAAACCUGGCUCUACUUUCUAUCAAAUUCACGGAGCUACUAACCUCAACAUAGGGCAGGCAUUGCAGCCUCCUGUAGCCUCACAUUCUAAGCCUUGAUAAAGGAAAUGGUGGCAGCUUCUUUGGACAACUAGAGUUUACAAGAGAGGAAGAGAAAAAAAGACUCAACACUGGACUCUUCUCGUGAGCUAUUGUGUGCUUGCUUUUCUCGCUCUACCCUUUCCAAGGGUCUCCAGUUUUCAUAACCCAGUACCCUGAGAUAAGACCUUAUUGCUUCUUAGAUUUUGCUAUGGAAAAACAGUAUAAAGCCUCUUCCUUCAGACUACAAUUGGUAUGCCUACCCUUGGACCACCUUCUGUACCUAUUUAUACAACCAGCCACCCAGCUAUCGAAGUUGACAGGCAUGUAGGCUAGAUCCUGCAUAGGCACAUGUGGUGCCUCCUCUGAAAAGUCUCGACUCAGGACAAUGAUUUAAUCUAUGACAAACUAGCUCACCCUAGGAGAGAAGUAUCCUUUAUCCUACAAGAAGAUGCUGGGCAUUUUUCCAGUUCAUUGACACACCAUCCUAUAAUAGAUCACAAGUAAAUGUUGUCCAUUAGAAGGGCAUUGUGGCUACUGGCAUUGUUAUAUUAUUAUAACUAUUUUCCAAAGGUUUCUAUUUUUCCCCAGGAGAUUUUAGCAUUAAUAAAUGAUUGCGGUUCCAUCUUGGAGGUUAUUGUCAAUGAUUACAGCUUUUGUUGUGCUGCUCUGAACCUCUCAUGUUCCGUUCACUAUGUCACAGUGCCACCUUGUCUAGCCACAACCACUGUUAUUUUAUAGAGAAAUAAAUUCCUUAAUGAUCAUGA